Messenger RNA from Cervus elaphus (red deer), 993 nucleotides. RefSeq names its product BRICK1 subunit of SCAR/WAVE actin nucleating complex (gene BRK1). NCBI's taxonomy places the organism in Eukaryota, Metazoa, Chordata, Mammalia, Artiodactyla, Cervidae. The record is from RefSeq and is a predicted model, not a curated record. Gene Ontology annotation, molecular function: protein-containing complex binding. Gene Ontology annotation, cellular component: SCAR complex. Gene Ontology annotation, biological process: actin filament organization; regulation of actin polymerization or depolymerization; cell motility. The coding region runs from base 132 to 359 and encodes 75 amino acids. The transcript has 3 exons.
AACGCGCAGGCGCGCCACAAGGCCCUGGGAUUCGUGGGUACCCGGGCCAGGGUGUGGGAGAGCGGCGCAGGCGCCCUGGCGGCCUGGAGGGUCGAAGCGCCUGCGCAGUCGCGCUUCCUCAGGCAGCAGCCAUGGCGGGACAAGAGGACCCGGUGCAGCGGGAGAUUCACCAGGACUGGGCGAACCGGGAGUACAUUGAGGUCAUCACCAGCAGCAUCAAGAAAAUCGCAGACUUUCUCAACUCAUUCGAUAUGUCUUGUCGCUCAAGACUCGCAACACUGAACGAGAAAUUGACAGCUCUUGAACGGAGAAUAGAGUACAUAGAAGCCAGGGUGACAAAAGGUGAAACCCUCACCUAGGACUGUGCCAUGCUGCUGCUGGGAAGUUUGCUCUUAACAGCACACAGCCUCUCGUGGGAAAGGCCCCAGCAGCCUUCAACUCCUUCCUCUCUCCUUAAAGAACAACAGGGCUUAUUCUUGUUUUUCUUUUUUUCAAAAGUGUGGCCUUUGGGCUCGGCCAUGCACACCCAGAAGUGUGAUGUGGCAUGUGGGGAGCAGUCCAGGGGACCUCUCGGAAACAUUGUUAGGCAUUUUACCUCUUCAGUAACGUUCUGUAGAACUACUUGUCAACACAUUUGAGGCACUGAGAGCCAAAAGCCUGGAACUCUGUCAAGGUCCUCCCCACCUCUCUCUUUCCUCCUCUCUCUCUCUCUCUCAGUCUUUCCUUCUAGCUCUUAUUGCCUGUGCAUUGAUUCUAUAAACAGUCCUUGUCUUCUUCCCACCUUUGGCUGGGAGUGGGAAGCAGUCCUGGCUGAAAUGCCCUGGCGAGGUGGCUGUCAGAGAAUGUUGAUGCUCACCCACCAGUUUCUUGUCCUUUUGGGGAGGUCAAGGCCAGGCCCCCAGUUGGCUUGAAAAGGGACAUUUUCAGAGUUUUCUGUCUGUCACUUGGGGUGUCUUCACCUCUCAUAUUUCCCUAAUAAACUCCUCAACUUUA